Esox lucius (northern pike) is the source of this 797-nucleotide messenger RNA. RefSeq names its product fatty acid-binding protein, liver-like. The record is from RefSeq and is a predicted model, not a curated record. Gene Ontology annotation, biological process: fatty acid transport. Lineage: Eukaryota; Metazoa; Chordata; Actinopteri; Esociformes; Esocidae. Gene Ontology annotation, cellular component: cytosol; nucleus. Gene Ontology annotation, molecular function: fatty acid binding. Bases 231 to 611 code for a protein of 126 amino acids. The transcript is spliced from 4 exons.
GGUCACUGCCAUGUGGACAUUCCUGAAUAACAGGGAGGCGAAAUCCCCAACAUGGCAACAGUAUAUGUGCAAAGGGGACAAAGGUAAAGCGAAGAAGAGGGAGAGUUCUUCCUUUACAAAGACACAUCACACCACAUAGCAUUAGUUUGCCUUAACUGCAUUUCCAUUGAGUUAAGAAGACUGCUGGCACCUGAUCAUAACACUGAGUUGUUUAUAUCACAAAGAUAGACAUGGCCUUCAAUGGAAAAUGGAAAAUCCACAGUCAAGAGAACCAUGAGGAAUUUCUGAAAGCAAUGGCUGUACCUGAGAUAUUUAUCAAGAUGAUCAAGGGUAUCAAGCCAACAACAACAAUUGAACAGACAGGUGACGACUUCACCAUCCUAGUUGAGACACCCCUCCGCACUGUCAAAAACUCCUUCACUAUAGGAAAAGAAGCAGAAAUCACUGCCAUGGAUGGAAGAAAGUUUACGUGCACUGCCAGAUUGGAGGACAGGAAGCUUAUCUGUGCUACCGACAAGUUCACCCAUGUCCGAGAACUCCAAGGGGAGGACAUGAUUGAGAAUAUUACUGCAGCCUCUACUACCCUCACCAGGAUAAGCAAGAGAGUCUGAUCUGUCAAGCAGCAGAGACAUGGAUUUAAUUUUGAAUUGGAUUUAAUGAAAUUAAUUAAAUUAAAAUACCUUUGGUCUGAGGUAAUGCUAAUACUAUGUUAUGUUAAAUGUUGAAUUAAAAAGGCAAAUGACUAACAUCUGAAUGAAAAACAUUGCAAAUAUAUUUUUUUAUUAUGUCUGUCUUUG